CAUUUACUCGCGCGGCUUAAAGCGUUUCCUACCUUCCCUUCCCCCUCGCAUCGCAUCAUCCAGCCUCGCCACAGAUCUCGCCCCAACUGCUAGCAGCUUCCACUCGGCCUACCUCCCCGCCCGAUCGCCGUCGAGCUCCCCACACGUUCGGCUGACCCCAUCAACGCUGCUAGGAUUGGUGGACAGGGCGGGGCGGAGGCGACGCGCCCAGCUACCAACCCGCGGCUUCCUCUGAACUGGCCGCAGCUGUUCUUGGCCCAGCUGCUCUCUUCUUGUCGAGGGAUGGUCCAGCGCUUCGAGAAGUCUCCGCGCCGACAUUGAGCUGUGCCUUGGCUCUGCCGAUUCGUGGUGGGUUUUUGGAUAGUACAGUGGUGGUGGGUGUCCGAUGGGCUGCACGGGGUCCAGGCACGCGCUGCGCGGCGGCGGCCGGUCGCCUUACGCGCGGAGCUGCUCCGGGCCGGUCACCGGGGGCGUGCACCACACCGUCGCGCUCAGGUCAUCCACGCUCGGGUCGCUCAGCCUCGACCGGGACGAGGACAUGAUGAAGUGGCGCGACGACGGCGGUGCGGCCAAGACGCCGCCGCUAAAGCAGCAGCUGCUGGUCAGGCGGCAGAAACAGGUGCCGGGCUCGCCGGCCAAGACGCCGGUCCGGGAGCCCGAGGUGAUCAACGUGUGGGAGCUCAUGGACGGCCUCGACGACAAGGAGGAGGAGGAGGGGGCCGACGCCGGCGGCGAGGAUCGCCGGGAGAAGUCGGCGCCGGGAUCGCCGGAAUUCGAUCCGGACGUCAUAGCGGCGUUCCGGAAGGCGCUUGAUGAGAUGCCCCCGCCGCCGGAUGACCCGGGCAAAGAGGAGUGCGCCAAGAAGCCUGACGACCCGGUCGGCGACGAGGCGGGCGUCAAGAAGCGCGAGAUACAGAGGUUCCCGGGCAUCGUGCGCGCCCGGGUCAGCGCGUUCCAGCAGAGGAUCGACGCGAAGCUCGCCAAGCUGGCGCCGCCGAAGCCGCCGGCUCCCCCGCCCCCGCCGGACAGCGCCCGGAAGGUGGUGCUGUACCUGACCAGCCUCCGCGGCAUCCGCAAGACGUACGAGGACUGCUGGUCCACCCGGUCCAUCCUCCACGGCUACGGCGUGCGCGUCGACGAGCGCGACCUGUCGAUGCACGCCGGGUUCAAGGACGAGCUCCACGCCGCGCUGGGCUCCCCACCGGGCAGGCUCCCGCAGGUGUUCGCGGACGGCAGGCACCUGGGCGGCGCCGAGGAGAUCCGCCGGAUGCACGAGGCCGGCGAGCUGUCGAGGGCGCUGGAGGCCUGCGAGAUGGCGCCCCCGCCGAGCGCCGGCGGCAAGGGCAUUGCCCUGGACGCGUGCUCCGGCUGCGGCGGCGUUCGGUUCGUGCCCUGCGAGGAGUGCUCCGGCAGCUGCAAGGUGUUCCUCGAGGAGGUGGGCACCUUCAGGCGGUGCCCCGAGUGCAACGAGAACGGCCUCGUGCGGUGUCCUCUCUGCUCCUUGUGAAAAAUCUGAGAGCUGGCUUGUUGUUUUGCAGGAUUGCUGAGGAGUGCUUGUCGUUUUAGUUCAGGGUUUGUACAGAAGUUACACGCAUUCGUAACUUUAGGACUGAUGAAGCAACAGAUGACUGUAUUUAUGUUUCAUUUCUCGCUCGCCGGAUUUGGAUGUGUACGAGACAUGACAACAAUCUUCUGAAGAACAGAACAGAUAUGCAUUGCAUUUCUCA
This is a messenger RNA of Panicum hallii, 1727 nucleotides long. RefSeq lists its product as uncharacterized. Lineage: Eukaryota; Viridiplantae; Streptophyta; Magnoliopsida; Poales; Poaceae. The transcript has a single exon. The record is from RefSeq and is a predicted model, not a curated record. The coding region runs from base 386 to 1507 and encodes 373 amino acids.